AUGGAAGGACGCGAUGACCAGAGUAAGAAUUGCUCAGUUUCGAUCUCCACGGCAGCAGAUUCUGACUCGGCGCGCAGCAUCACACGACGGGCGUUCGCGCGCGUGGGGCUGUUGGGGAAUCCCAGCGACGGCUACAACGGGAAGACUCUUUCCUUCUCCCUCGCGGACUUCUUCGCUGAAGCAGAACGAUCCAAGAAGCAGCGGCUUGAGCGCGCGGAUGGCGGCGUUUGUCUUCUAGUGUCGCUGUGCGCGUGCGUACACGACUACUGCCAGCUUCACGGCGUUGACUUGCCACAACACGCCGCGUUCACCCUCUCCUACUCCACCAACAUUCCUCGCCAGGUGGGCCUGUCAGGAUCCAGUGCAAUCAUUGCUGCCGCUCUAAGCUGCCUCCUUCAUCAUUACCACCUUCACCACGCCAUUCCCAUACCUGUGCGCCCGAACCUCAUCCUCGAGGCCGAGAGCAGGCUCGGCAUUGCCGCGGGCCUGCAGGAUCGGGUCAUCCAAACCUACGGUGGACUGGUGUUCAUGGACUUCAACAGACCACACCUAGAAGCACACGGGUACGGCAUGUACCAGCCCAUGGACCCAGCCCUCUUACCUCCUCUGCAGGUCAUCUUCGCAGCCAAUCCCAGCGACUCAGGCCACGUGCACAGCUCCGUGCGCGCCAGGUGGCAGGCCGGUGACGUGGCGGUGCGCCAGGCCAUGGCUGACGUGGCAGCGCUGGCAGAGGAGGGGCGGGAUGCACUGGUGGCACGGGAUUGGGGGAAGCUCGCUCGGCUGAUGGACCGGAACUUUGACCUGCGCAGGCAGAUGUUUGGAGACGAGGUGCUGGGAGUAGUGAUUAUGAGCAUGGUGCAGGCAGCACGGGCUAUGUUUGGAGACGAGGUGUUGGGGGAAGUGAAUCUGAGCAUGGUGCAGGCAGCACGGGCAGUGGGGGCAGCAGCCAAGUUCACAGGCAGCGGUGGUGCUGUGGUGGCGUUUUGCCCUGAGGGGGAGCAGCAGAGAGCAAGGCUCGUGGAGGCGUGCAGAGAGAAGGGGUUCUGUGUGGUGAACGCUCAGGUAGCUGCUGCUGUGGAGUUGGAUUGA
This is a messenger RNA of Closterium sp. Naga37s-1, 1089 nucleotides long. NCBI's taxonomy places the organism in Eukaryota, Viridiplantae, Streptophyta, Zygnematophyceae, Desmidiales, Closteriaceae. The record is from the annotation of a GenBank genome assembly.